Messenger RNA from Emericellopsis atlantica, 1080 nucleotides. RefSeq lists its product as uncharacterized. The coding region runs from base 1 to 1080 and encodes 359 amino acids. Lineage: Eukaryota; Fungi; Ascomycota; Sordariomycetes; Hypocreales; Bionectriaceae. The record is from RefSeq and is a predicted model, not a curated record. Gene Ontology annotation, biological process: carbohydrate metabolic process. The transcript has 2 exons. Gene Ontology annotation, molecular function: hydrolase activity, acting on carbon-nitrogen (but not peptide) bonds.
AUGAAGAGGAAAAGACAAUCGAGCAAGCUGCUUGCUUUGACGAGCGCACUCCUGGUGACGCUGGUCGUCGCACAACGAGCCCAGUACGGGGCUGUUCCCUACGGUGUCGAGAUCCGCUCCUGUACACGGCCGAACAUGGUGGCCCUGACUUUCGACGACGGUCCCUCUCACCUCACACCGGACCUGUUGGAUCUCCUCGACAAACGGGGCGUGAGGGCGACGUUCUUUCUGAACGGCAACAAUAUGGGCAAGGGGCCCAUCACCGACAAGAGUCUCGGGCAUGGCUCUGUCAUCAGGCGCAUGUACCAGUCCGGCCACCAGAUUGGCAGCCACACCUGGAGCCAUAAAGACUUCAACGAGAUCUCGGACGAACAGCGGUGGGACGAGCUCGUGGAGCUGGAAGUUGCCUUGCUGGACAUUAUCAGAGUAUACCCGACAUACUUUCGGGCUCCGUGGGGACGUUGCAACGAGGGCUGCCAGGCUAUGCUCAGUGAGUUUGGGUAUCAUCUGAUCCAAUGGGACCUUGACACCAACGACUGGAAGCAAGACGAGCAGGCGUCCAGGGACACGUUUUCACAGACUCUCAACUCGCAAAACUCGGCCAUUGUCCUUGCCCACGAUAUCCACGAAAUGACUGUCAACAGUCUCGCUGCGUACAUGAUCUCCACGGCCCGGGCCAAGGGCUUUUCUCUCGUCACCGUGGGGGAAUGUCUAGGCGACCCGCGGAGGAAUUGGUACAGGACUGCCGGCUCCUCCUCCAAGACCAAGACCAACACCAAGACCAACACCAAUACACUCCGGAAACAGUGGCAAAAGCUCCAAGAGGGGUCUUCGUCAACAACGCCAGCAUCAUCGAACACGGCCACCCGGGGAAGCAUGAAUGAUCUCAGCGCAACCCCGAGUGUCGGCCUAUCCGUGUCCACGGUAGCGGGGGACAGUGACGCAUCGAAAGUCACACAGCCGAGCAGUGCAGAAAGUGCAGAGGAAGCCGACAAUGACAGUGGCGCGGCGGGUCUGAUGGCGGACUCGGCAUUGGCUUUUGCAGCUGUCGUGGUUCCUGUCGUCUUGAUGCACUGCUAA